AUCUAGGGCAAAGUAUGUGAACUUUCGCACUGUGCACAGGUAGGGGGAUAAAAGGGACGAGUUUAGUCCAACUGUUGCAGUUGACGGCACGUGACAGUAGUGUAUCAGAGAGACAAGUGCAUGUCAUUGUUGUUUUAAAAACAGCUAGUGGUUCAAAGAGGAUAAACAAUCUUCAGUAGAAGUAGAGUAGUGAAGUAGAGCUGACGUUUACAGGUGAUGGAGACCAUUAUAGUUACUUCUUUCUUUCUUUAUUUUUAAUAUGCAUUCUCUCAUAUUUUUUUAAUAAAUUUAUAUGAUGGCACAUUUAUUAUGUUUUUUUUUUUUUUUUUUUUUUUUUUUAAAAGGGGCUCUUUUAGGCCAAUGUUCUUUAAAUUUUUUUUUUUUUUUUUUUUUUUUUAUUGUGUUUAAAAGAGGCUCAUUUAGGCCAAUGUGCAUUAAAUCAAUUGGUGCUUGAACUUACAGUGAAUGGAAACGCUGAAACGCUGGGGGCGAGCUAGUGGCUUGGUUGUUGGACAAAUAUUUCUCAGGCCUGCGCGUAGCAGUAGUGCUAUGUUUACCAGAGAUGGGAAUCGAACCUUCUUUAAGAAGUUUAUUAAGAUUGAUAUAUAUAAAGUUCAAUUGGGUCGUCAGCAUGGUUCUAUUCGGUAACAACUCAACCUUUCGUUGGGUUUGCAAUGUUUUGGCAGCAUGAAAUUACACCGGGGAUUACACCCCCCCCCCCACACACAUUUCCUAUGCCACGGGUUGUGGGAUCAUCAUACUAUUCAUACUACUGUGGUGUUUUGUCCCGUCUCAACCCAUGCAUAAAUAGGCCUACAGGUUUAUAAUUUUCGUUUUAGAACGAGUUUCUGGCACUGGAUAAAACAGAGUAGGCCACAUGGUGUUGUUUAAUGUGUCGCACAUUCAUACAAAAUCAAGCCUGUGUGAGAAAUGAUGUUGGUGCGGGGGGGGGGGGGAUUGGGGUGGGGGGGGGGGGGGCAAAGUUUUUGUGGGGGGGGCACAUUGACAAAUGUAUUGGGGUGCCGCACGUAGGCCUAUAAUAUGUUCAAUUUUUACAUGUCGAUAAACAUUUCUCUAUAUUAAAAUUGUUAAAUUCGCAUUUUAGCAUUGCAUGAAAAAUGACUGUUUAAAAAAAUUGGAAAGAAAUUUGAUAAAAAAUGUUCAAACAAUCAUAACAGUACGUGAAAUUCUUUAAAAUUCAACCAAAUAACUUAAAACAAAGUAGUUUUUACAAUUUCUAAAUGCCUUCAAUGGCCUCAAAAUAUCAGUUGCCGGGCCAUAGUUUGCCCACCGCUGGGGUAGGGCGUGUUUUAAAAAAAAUAAGAUUAUUUUGCUUUAGAAAAAUCGCGAAACGAUCAGAAUUUCUGUGUUCUGACGUAAGUAGUGAUGUGCCACAUUACGUAAUUAGUGAUGUGCCGCAUUACGUAAGUAGUGAUGUGCCACAUUAUGUAAUUAGUGAUGUGCUGCAUUACGUAAGUAGUGAUGUGCCACAUUAUGUAAGUAGUGAUGUGCCACAUAACUAAUUAGUGUUGUGCCACAUUAUGUAAGUAGUGGUGUGCCACAUGACGUAAGUGGUGAUGUGCCACAUGACGUAAGUAGUGAUGUGCCACAUGACGUAAGUAGUGAUGUGCCACAUGACGUAGGUAGUGAUGUGCCCCAUUCUUGAAACAGUGUCGAUGUGUUGUUGUUGAAUAACUGAAGGGAAUGCAGACAAAAUAUGAAAUUGGUCACAUUUUAAUGGGGGGGGGGUAGAGUUUUUGAACUUGAUUAUCUCGGAAUAUGUAAUUAUUUUUAUUUUUUUACUUUAAGUACUUUUAGCACUAACAUAUUCGAACUUUCUACUCGGGAGGGGGGGGAUGUCCAGAUAUCAAGAAUAGGGGGUAGAGUUUUUGAACUUGAUUAUCUCGGAAUAUGUAAUUAUUUUUAUUUUUUUACUUUAAGUACUUUUAGCACUAACAUAUUCGAACUUUCUACGCGGGAGGGGGGGGGUGUCCAGAUAUCAAGAAUGUUCAAUGUCCCGACAUUUGUUGAAGCGUGAAGUGAAGACUAAAAUGGCCCCUGAACGUAUAGCUUCAAGAAUUCAUCAUUAUUAUUGUGUAUGUGUGCAGUGUCUCUAAUGCACACUACAUGCUAUUGGGCCGCAACUGAGUAUGUGUCAUUAAUGAUGAUUGAUUUUUUGUUCCUUGUAACAUACAUGUAUUUCCAUUUGUUAUGUAAAUCGCCCUGCAGACCAUUUCGAAAGAGUCUCGGGAGCCCGUUUCUUUGCGACUCCUGGAGUGGACUGCCAGUCAUGGGUGGGAGCGCUCGAUUUUUGAAUGCUCAUUGCACUUGUGUGUGUUUUUUUGUUUUUCAUUAUGUUCAACUGGUCCGUUUCAAAAGUCGCUCCAUUAUAUGGUGUCUAUAUUCUAUAGGGAGGUGCGCUUUGAAAUUAAAUAUUAAUACACCAAAUAACCCCUCCGGGUGUCUGCUCACCUGGAAAUAUAUCUUACCGUGACCUGGCCGUGCUUACUUUGACGUGUCUCUUACCGUGACCUGGCCGCGCAUACUUUGAUGUGUCUCUUACCGUGACCUGGCCGCGCUUACUUUGAUGUGUCUCUUACCGUGACCUGGCCGUGCUUACUUUGAUGUGUCUCUUACCGUGACCUGGCCGUGCUUACUUUGAUGUGUCUCUUACCGUGACCUGGCCGUGCUUACUUUGAUGUGUCUCUUACCGUGACCUGGCCGUGCUUACUUUGAUGUGUCUCUUACCGUGACCUGGCCGUGCUUACUUUGAUGUGUCUCUUACCGUGACCUGGCCGUGCUUACUUUGAUGUGUCUCUUACCGUGACCUGGCCGUGCUUACUUUGAUGUGUCUCUUACCGUGACCUGGCCGUGCUUACUUUGAUGUGUCUCUUACCGUGACCUGGCCGUGCUUACUUUGAUGUGUCUCUUACCGUGACCUGGCCGUGCUUACUUUGAUGUGUCUCUUACCGUGACCUGGCCGUGCUUACUUUGAUGUGUCUCUUACCGUGACCUGGCCGUGCUUACUUUGAUGUGUCUCUUACCGUGACCUGGUCGUGCUUACUUUGAUGUGUCUUAAACCGUGACCUGGCCGUGCUUACUUUGAUGUGUCUCUUACCGUGACCUGGCCGUGCUUACUUUGAUGUAUCUCUUACCGUGACGUGGCCGUGCUUACUUUCACGUGUCUCUUACCGUGACCUGGCCCUGCCUACUUUGGCGUGUCUCGUACUGUCACCUGGCCCUGCUUACUUUGGCGUGACUCUUACUGUCACCUGGCCGCGCUUACAUUGACGUGACUCUCACUGUCACCUCGUGAUGCUUACUUCGACAAUUUUCUCACUUCUUACUGUAGGACUCAAUUGACCCAUACAUUGGUUUUUAAUUGGGAUAACCAGGACGCCACCCCCCACCCCCACCCCCUACUCUGACAGUGGGCCUCACCUUUCUUGUACGUCGAUGGGCGGUGGAUUCCACUCUAAAAAAUACCAAUAGUUCAUAUGUAAUUGAGACCUGACACUCAUUAUUGUUAGAAAAUACGAGCAAGCUGUGCACAAUGGGACCGCGAGACGGUUACUUUGUUGGUUAAAGAGGAUAAGUUUGGUUAUCUUAGCGGAACAAAUGUCAAUUCAGUGUUUACCAACAGCGGGUGACCCUUGUCGACUGCUUUUUUUUUUUUUCUUUUUUUUUUUGCCAUUGAGCGGCCAAUUAUUUUUUAUUUUUUUUUUUUAAUUUCUAACGGUACAACAUUUUAAUUAUUAUGUAGAGUAGUUGUUUAUUUAUUUUAUACCAACAGCGGGUGACCCUUGUCGACUGCUUUUUUUUUUUUUCUUUUUUUUUUUGCCAUUGAGCGGCCAAUUAUUUUUUAUUUUUUAUUUUUAAUUUCUAACGGUACAACAUUUUAAUUAUUAUGUAGAGUAGUUGUUUAUUUAUUUUAAUUUUUAAACUUAUCAUUGUGAAAACGGGCCGACGUUUAUAGUACAGAAGCAGAACUGUGAUUUGUUUACUUAUAUUUGAUUUUAUAAAAAGAGCCGCAUUGCGUAUUUAAAAGGUGAAUCUAGAUACACUUGUGUUUGUUUAUGUAGUGUUGUAUACUGAUCCCUAUAGAGUUUUUUUUUUGUUUGUUUAUGUAAAGUUGUAGAAUGAUCCCUAUAGACUUUUUUGUGUGUUUGUUUGUGUAAAGUUGUAUAAUGAUCCCUAUAGACUUUUUUUUGUGUUUGUUUGUGUAAAGUUGUAUAAUGAUCCCUAUAGCGUUGUUCUUUGUUAACGUAGAGUUGUAUGCUGAUCCCGUUCACAGCUAUGGCUGCGCAAAUAAGACAUGUUUCCAACAAACCCCGUCUCAUCUACUCAUUAGCAUUUCAAAUAGGUUGGCAUCUAUUUACAUUGGGCGCUACUUUUAGUCUUAAUGUAACCGUGCGCCGCUCCGUCUAAAUAGUCCGUUAAAUGAUCUCUUUUUGGAGAGAGAAACACGUUUUGAAAGCGGCUGGGGGCCCGGGUCGAAACACAUGACCUCGAAGGACGUUAGACGGCGAUUGUCCCUUUUCGUUUCAAUGGAGUCCACUUACUUUUUAACCCGUCCACACCAUGUACUCUUCAACCUGUCAGCUGUUCAACCCGUCGAUGCCGUCAGCCACACAGCACAAACUCCUGCUUGCAUCUCACACGUACAUAAAUGUUCCUUGUGUCAACUCCUGCUCGCAUCUCAUACUUACAUAAAUUUUCCUUGUGUCAACUCCUGCUCGCAUCUCACACGUACAUAAAUGUUCCUUGUGUCAACUCCUGCUCGCAUCUCACACGUACAUAAAUUUUCCUUGUGUCAACUCCUGCUCGCAUCUCACACGUACAUAAAUUUUCCUUGUGUCAACUCCUGCUCGCAUCUCACACGUACAUAAAUUUUCCUGGUGUCAACUCCUGCUCGCAUCUCAUACUUACAUACAUUUUCCUUGUGUCAACUCCUGCUCGCAUCUCAUACGUACAUACAUUUUCCUUGUGACAACUCCUGCUCGCAUCUCACACGUACAUAAAUGUUCCUUGUGACAACUCCUGCUCGCAUCUCACACGUACAUAAAUGUUCAUUGUGACAACUCCUGCUCGCAUCUCACACGUACAUAAAUGUUCCUUGUGUCGCGGUGCUCUGGCUCCACGUCGAAGACUUUUUAUUUUUGUCCUUGAUGGCGCCUUAGCGUAAAGUUCGUUAUCUUUGUAGAGGGAUGUCUAAGAUGUAGACACAACAAUGACGCCAUGCCUGAGGUGUCGUCACGUCAAUGACCACACUACUGCUAGGUUCCGUUUGAAAGGUGUUGAUUUAGGCUACUCGUACCAGGUAUUGAUACCUUUUUAAUCUGAAAGUCACGGACCGGCAGGAAUAUAAAGAGAGAGGGAGGGGGGUCGUGAGACAUUGUAUAUAACGAAUCUUGAAACGGCGCUGUCCCUAGCAUGUGCGCUAAAUCGCCCCGAAAUGGAAUGAGGGAGGGCAUAGAAGGAAAUCAAUAGCCACGCCAAAGUGGGACCAGGGGAUGAGGCCCUCGCCCGAAAAAAAAAUUGGAUACACGGAUUCAUUUUGGCGCAUACCUGAAUUGUUUGUUUUGCCUCUAUGUAAACUUAAAAUAAGAGCAAUAGAUAAAUGCUAUGAGUCUAUUGUUUGUUUUGCCUCUAUGUAAACUUAAAAUAAGAGCAAUAGAUAAAUGCUAUGAGUCUAUUUUUUGUUUUGCCUCUAUGUAAACUUAAAAUAAGAGCAAUAGAUAAAUGCUAUGAGUCUAUUGUUUGUUUUGCCUCUAUGUAAACUUAAAAUAAGAGCAAUAGAUAAAUGCUAUGAGUCUAUUUUUUGUUUUGCCUCUAUGUAAACUUAAAAUAAGAGCAAUAGAUAAAUGCUAUGAGUCUAUUGUUUGUUUUGCCUCUAUGUAAACUUAAAAUAAGAGCAAUAGAUAAAUGCUAUGAGUCUAUUGUUUGUUUUGCCUCUAUGUAAACUUAAAAUAAGAGCAAUAGAUAAAUGUUAUGAGUCUAUUUUUUGUUUUGCCUCUAUGUAAACUUAAAAUAAGAGCAAUAGAUAAAUGCUAUGAGUCUAUUUUUUGUUUUGCCUCUAUGUAAACUUAAAAUAAGAGCAAUAGAUAAAUGCUAUGAGUCUAUUGUUUGUUUUGCCUCUAUGUAAACUUAAAAUAAGAGCAAUAGAUAAAUGCUAUGAGUCUAUUUUUUGUUUUGCCUCUAUGUAAACUUAAAAUAAGAGCAAUAGAUAAAUGCUAUGAGUCUAUUGUUUGUUUUGCCUCUAUGUAAACUUAAAAUAAGAGCAAUAGAUAAAUGCUAUGAGUCUAUUUUUUGUUUUGCCUCUAUGUAAACUUAAAAUAAGAGCAAUAGAUAAAUGCUAUGAGUCUAUUGUUUGUUUUGCCUCUAUGUAAACUUAAAAUAAGAGCAAUAGAUAAAUGCUAUGAGUCUAUUGUUUGUUUUGCCUCUAUGUAAACUUAAAAUAAGAGCAAUAGAUAAAUGCUAUGAGUCUAUUUUUUGUUUUGCCUCUAUGUAAACUUAAAAUAAGAGCAAUAGAUAAAUGCUAUGAGUCUAUUGUUUGUUUUGCCUCUAUGUAAACUUAAAAUAAGAGCAAUAGAUAAAUGCUAUGAGUCUAUUUUUUGUUUUGCCUCUAUGUAAACUUAAAAUAAGAGCAAUAGAUAAAUGCUAUGAGUCUAUUGUUUGUUUUGCCUCUAUGUAAACUUAAAAUAAGAGCAAUAGAUACAUGCUAUGAGUCUAUUUUUUGUUUUUAAUGUUACUAAAUAGUAAUUUAUAUUACAUAUUCUUUAUAUAUAUAUAUAUAACCACCACUUUGAGUGCGACACACUAUUUUAUGCAAGCCUUGUGACAGGACUUCAGGAAGCUGUCAUCGCCGGUGUUUUAUGUGUCACCUUUUUAAACCCGUCGUCGCGCAUAACGCUUCCUGCACCUUGUACCCGACUCGGCGACCUUUGGACCCGGCGCGACGCCUCAGUGAAAAUAGAAUCACGCAGUUUUUUUUGUUUUGUUUUUUUUUCUCCCUCUUUUUUCAAAUGACGUCAUGGUUUAUAGUCCCGUUAUCUUAAAAAAAAAUGGGGUUGUUUGCAGGUCAUGUUAUCAAAAAUGUGGUUAUCACUCUUGACACGGUAUCCAAGUUGUGGACGGGUGUCGCCGAGUUUCGCGGGGCUGAACAUGUUCAAAGGGAAUCUAACUCCAGCAGUGGUUCAGAUCGCUCUUUGGUAAGUUCAGGGCUCAUUUCACGUGCCCCCACGUCAUCCUUCGGAAGUCCGGGAGCGUGCUCCCGCAGCCAAACGAAGAUCUGCCCCAGUGAUGUUAUGGGUGUGCGUGUAAAUGUAGUCGUAUGUCAUUAACUGGGCUUUCUGUGUCAAUCAUUCAAGGCCAACGCUACCGCAUCUUUACAUUGUGUGCCGUCUUUCAGAAGUCAUGCCUCUUUUAAUCCCUACAAGAAUAACAGAUGCAGGUGCUGGCAAAUACCACCGCAGUAAGGGGGCCGGGGGGGGGGAGUUUCCUACAACGUUUAGGGAAGCACGACCGACUUAGACAAGAGUAUGGGGCGUGGGGUGGGGUUGUUUACAGGGUUAAUAUGGUAACCGGAAAUUUGAUCGAAAGAAAUUUCGUCGACGGUAAAUUGAUCGACGGUAAUUUGAUCGACCGGAAAUUUGGUCGAAACUUUUUUUCAGUUCUCGCGUUAAGAUUUUCGUCAAAUUUCUUUUUGAACGCACUAUACUAUAUAGUAAAACAAAAUAAUGCGUUCAAAAAGACAUUUGAAGCAAAAUGUAAACGUAAAAACGGAAAAAAAGAUUCAACCAUAUUUCCAUUCGAUCAAAUUUCCGGAUACGGGUUAAUAUUCAUCUUAAAUACUAAUUUCCUGAUCAUUAUCCGGAGUACUGUCAUGGAUAGACAAGUGGAAAAUGUGCAGAGGGGGGACAAUCUCUCUCUGGGAGCUUCACCUCCCACACAUCUCGCUGGAUCCCACACACCUCCCUGGAUCCCACGCACCUCCCUGGAUCCCACGCACCUCCAUGGAUCCCACACACCUCCCUGGAUUCCACAUACCUUCCUGGAUCCCACAUACCUUCCUGGAUCCCACACACCUCCCUGGAUCCACCACUGGAUCAUGCUGUGUAUCGACCCUCAUCUAUCCAAUGGCAAGUUUAACAUAUAAUUAUACCUAUCUGCUGCGCUGCACUCUGAUUGAACAGCUGUUACAAGAAUUUUGGAAUGUUAAACAUUUUAUUAGGUGAACAGCAAAAACAAAUUUUACACCAAUAGAUCACAUUACUUCUAAGUGCAGGAUAUUUUCACCUGUGACGCAAGUGUCAAGUGGUUGGGCCCCCCCCCCCCGUUACAAAUUAAAUGUUUUAAAAAAAUUGUUGACAUUUUUCAUUAGCCCUAAAGUAAUGUACAUACAUUAGAGAGAUGUUUGUCUUGUUAUACAUUAGAGAGAUGUUUGUCUUGUUAUACAUUAGAGAGAUGUUUGUCUUGUUAUACAUUAGGGAGAUGUUUGUCUUGUUAUACAUUAGGGAGAUGUUUGUCUUGUUAUACAUUAGGGAGAUGUUUGUCUUGUUAUACAUUAGAGAGAUGUUUGUCUUGUUAUACAUUAGGGAGAUGUUUGUCUUGUUAUACAUUAGGGAGAUGUUUGUCUUGUUAUACAUUAGGGAGAUGUUUGUCUUGUUAUACAUUAGGGAGAUGUUUGUCUUGUUAUACAUUAGGGAGAUGUUUGUCUUGUUAUACAUUAGGGAGAUGUUUGUCUUCCAAAUUUCUUUUCAAGAACCAUGUUUUUCGGAGUCAUAACUGAUUUACAUCCAACUGGCCGAGCCACACUCGGGUCGUUAAUGAGCCCCAUGGGGCUUGCGAAGCCACGAUUUGCCGACCACAGGAUUAGAGACAUAUGUUUAUCUUGGUUCCUGCUUCAGCUUAUUCUGCUUAAGCUGUGUCUCCUCAAAACUCAUCUCCUAUUACUGCAGACUUCUUUUAGAUUUUAACUAAAAUUAUGAUUAUUUGCUUGAGACCACCUGUUUAUAUUUUUUAUUGUUAUUAAUGCAUAGAUCAAUAUUUUAAAUGCUUCUAUGAUUGAUUUUAAAGUUUUUCUAACAACCGUUUGCUUUCUUUAAAAACCUCGAUUACCACUUGUCAGUUAGUGUGUAACUUGAAUUUUUUAAAUUUUAAUUUCCCUUCAAAAGUUUGCAAUUAGUCAAACAACUAGUUUCCUUCCUAGGAGAGCAAAAUGAAAAUCGGUUUGGUCCUCUCAUUCCUCAAAUUAAUUCAAAGCGAAAUUCAGAUGUGUCUCUGAUUACAUAAUCACUUUUAUACAUCAUCAUUGCUGUCAUCUGACGAUAAAUAUUGAUAUCACUUUAUGGUCAUUUGAAACAAGAAAGACAUAACAGGUUCAGUGAUGCAAGACAACUACCUACUGCAAAUAUUUAAAGUGAUCCUGUUAUUGGCAUGGCUUUUUUUUUUUUAAAAACAUACAUUCAGUAAAUAGCAAAAUAACAAUAUCAUAUUAUUAAUUGGUAAUGGUGUAGCAAAAAACACCUUUAGGCUGUGUCUGUUGAUGCUAAUUUGGUUUUAUAUUGGAUUACCUUCACUAAGUGAGGUCAGAGACAGCUGGGUACUAAACAUAUGAUCAUGUUACUUCUAUUUUUUUGUGUACAAAAGUUUUAGCAAAUUGAAAAUAGUCACGCUUCACAUGCCAUAUUAGUGGCGUCUUAUUUCAAAACCUGGCAUAUUGCAGCUGGUAGCAAUCUUAAGCUCACAGUUAUGAAAUGUUUGCCUGAAUGUGAAGUGUUGACAUAGCAGUUCCAACUUGACAUUGCCAAGUAUAGCACAAGUCUAUGCUUACCAUUGAUAGUGCUCAAGUAUAGUGUAAGUCUAUAAUCUUUGUCAUGCUUAAUUUUGGUAUGAGAAGAAUAUUUGCUGGCCUGUUUUAAAAAGGACUUCAUCAUCAUAAGAUGUUUAAGUUAAAUGUAAAUUGUUAUGUGUUUUUAUGAUACACCAAUGCUCUGGUAUCAUGAAAUGAAAGGUUGAGAGGUAUUUGUUGCUUUAGUCCGGUGAUUAGCAAGUUUAUUUAGUUCACCAGCAUAGGUCUAGAGUAAGACCUUAAGAAUAAUUUUUAGGCAGUGGCAAUAGAUUUAGUUAGAAAUAAACAUUCGAAGGGUGCCAAAUUCAAAAAGAGCAUUCCAGCCUCUAUUUGGAAAAGGGAAGAUUCCCCCCCACCCUUAAAGGAAAUAGUCAUCACCCAACUUUAAGUAGCGAUUUGAAUAUAGAGCUUGGUAUUUGUGUCAAGUCUUUUAUAAUUAAUUCAAAAUUACUUAUAUUUAUGUCAUUCUAAAUCAGGAGCAGUCCCAGAAUGUUUUCUUGUGGCACCCUCGAAAGGACUUACAACUUCUUCUAAUUUGAUUCAAUAAUCCAUUUCUCGUCUCAUUUUUUUUUUUUAUUGUUUAAAAUCUCAAUAUUACAUUCAUAGUACUUAAAUUCCUUCAACUCCUGUAAUCUCCUCGAUAGUCUAAAUCACAUGAUUUUGCUGGUAUGCAUGUCUUGCUUUUGAACAACUCAACUUCCAUCUCUAAAUAAGAGCGCUUCCACCUCUAAACUUAAAGCUACAUUGAGGUCAUCUAACAAAUUUAUAUCAAAUGAUUUGUUGUUUCUUAUGUUGUCCUUUUGAUUGUCCUGUCAAACUAAACAUCCACUAUUUCCUUCACAAGGCUUGAACGCAGUCUCUCAAAUGUUAUCCUUAAUAAUCUUAUCUAAUUAUAUAUUUAUUUUAUUUUCAGAGAACAAGUGAAAUAUUGGGACCGACUAAAGGAAACACGUCCAACUUUUUCUACUGAUAGUUCUCCACUUGAACCAGCUGUCAGACUUCAUGCUGAAACUCUCAGUAUUGUGAUCUGAUCAACCAUCCGCCGGUCGUACACGCGGGCAGGUAGCGCAGGGGGCAGUCGUCAUGGCAGAAGCCCACUCAGCUGUCGCCUUUUCCUUCACUGUGACCCCAGAUGGCUACGAUGUCAAUAUCAACCACGAGGCCCUGUGGGCAGUCUGGGAGAGCGGAGUCAUCUCAUGGAAGAAAAGGAUUGGCAGACUCAAGGUUCGAGAGUUUAAACAACAAUUUUUUUUAAAUUUAUUACAAUGACAACUCCGUUUCACUUUACUUUAAAGUUGUUUUGUGUGUGAAGCAUAGGUUAACACAUUUUGGAAAACCCCUGGGUUUUGAAUUGAUUUGACCACAUCAGCUCAUGUUGUAGAAGUAUAGUGACUACUAAACCAGGUAUUUUUCUGGCAAUAAAAAAAUGUAUCUUUUAAAAAUGAAACUGUUUGAAAGACUGAAAGUUGAAUGGCAAGUGGUAGUUGCUGCAGAGCUGUCACAUGACUUUUGGAGACCCCUAGUGACUUUCCCAAUUUCCGUCCUCUUUAUUUAAAUUUGAUAGUUCUUUUAUUGUAAACUAGCUAAUAAACCAGCGUUGCCCUGGAUUGCAUUCUUUAAAACAAAAACAACCUUUUUACAGCCUUUUUAGCUAACAUCAAAUUAAGGAGCUUGAAAAAAAAACAUUUUGUCAACAUAAAAAAUUAAAAUUAUAUAUUUCUCCAUUAAAAUAGUAAUCCCGUUCCAAGUUGGUUUCUGUUCCCUGAUGGGGAAACCUGUUCCCCAGUGGGAUGUCUUUUUCUGUUGUGAUCCUAUUCUCCAGUGGGCUCCCAUUCCCUAAAUGGAUCCUAUUCCCUGGUUGGUUUCUUUUCUCUAUUGUGAUCCCAUUCCCCUGUGGGUUGCAAUGCCCUUGGGAUCCCAUUCUCUGUUGUGAUCCCAUUCUACACAGACUUAAAAAUCUCCAAUGAAGGUAUAGAUAUCUCUAAAAUUUAAAUUCACAUAAGCUUUGUCCAUAUAUUAUGCCCCAGAACAAUAUAGAAACUUCUUGAAAAUUCUAAAAACAUUGAAACAAAAUGCCAUAACUAUAACCAUUUAUAACCCAAUGGGGACCCAUUUCAUACAGUGUCUUUUUAGUUUUGCCUAAGAUGAGUGUCCUAUAAAUUAUUCAGAUAUAUAAUGGAGUUAAAAUUUAAAAUAAGUCCUAUUAAAAUCAGUUUAAAAAUGCAGAAGAUUUAAUCUUAUACAUUAUUAAACUUUCUGGAAAGUUCUAGACCAGCCCGGAAUGGAUUUGAAAUCCACCAAUAUUUCAGUAUGGACCAUUUGAGUACCAGUGAUAGCUACCAAGGAAAAAAACAAAUUAAGGGCCCUUUGCCCCAAAUGGAAUAUUAUGUAAAGUUCUAAAGCCCCCAGUAUUUCAUUCUGAAUUAUGAUGGAUAUGUGUGCUCAGGUUUGUCAAGAUCUAUCUAUCCAUGUAGAAAGUAGAAACAUAGGUGAAACAAACAAACAAAUGUUCACUUUGAUAUACACAUUUAUGAUUUUUUCCCACAUCAAAAUUUUGGGCCCCUUUUGCAGCCACAGGGUUCGCAAGGCCCACACAAAGGCCCUGGUUGUUAUUAGAAAUUUUUGUUUUCAUUUUUCAUGAUGCAACAUUAAAUUCCAAAUAUAUUAAUUUUUUAAUUUUUUAAAACUAUAACAAUAUUAAAAAGUAAUACAUUUUAUAAUUAUUAUAUAUAAUUAAUUAUCAAAUAAAUUCUUAUCUAGUAGAAUAAAUAAAUUUUUCAAAUAAAAAGUUAAUUUUCUUCUUUUUAAGAACAAAGAUGUGAGUUUGUUCUUCCCACAUUGAAUCUACAAUCAUGAUUUAUUUCUUCUGGUAUUGAUUUUAGGGUCAUGAUUUCUUUACAGCCAUAAUUCUAUUCCAUCCCGACUUAACUGUUUAUCCUCAGAACAACAUCCGCAAUGGUGUAUUCCCAGCCUCCAUGUCAUCCUGGCUGUUUGUGGUGACCAUAAUUCUCGGGAUCAAGCUGGCAGGCGCUGACCCUUCCUUUGGUCUCAUUGAAUGGAUCCACCAGCACACACCCGGGUAAUAUACACUGAUGUUAACUUAACUUUUGAACCCUUGGCUACUGAUCCUUAUAUAUCCUGAUCCCACCCCCCCUUCUGACCGUUAAAUUGUGAUGCUGGGCGCUGUCCAAUGGGUUGACAUGUAAAAGUAAAUAGUUCUUGUGGGGGGGCGUGAAUUUAAAAAAAAAUAAAUACAAUUUAUACAGCUUUUUUUUUUAUUAAGUGAAGUUAUGUAACUUUUUUAAUGUCAUGAUUAUGUUUGCUAAUAUUCUUAUGUGAAGCAUGUUGAGCCCUGCCCGAGGCUGGAGUACAGCGCUAUAUAAGACGAUUGUAAUGAUAUUAAUAAUAUUAUAUUCAGGCCCUUGGGUUCCUAGGUAAAAUUUACACAAGCAUAACAAAAUUCAUGUGUCUGUGAUUGUCCAUCACUUUCGGGUCAAGGAUUUAAUGAAACCAGGACUAGGGACAUAGAUUUUUUUUACACGUUCAUAAUGUGAGAUCUCAGAUUCCAAGGUUAAAGGUUUAGGUUCACUGGUACAUCUAUGCAAAUGUCAGGGUUUUUUUUUCCUCAAUUCCUCAAUAUCCUUACUUACCAACCUUGUCUGUAUUUUCUAUUUGUCAGAAUUAAUGGAGCCUCCCAUUCGUUUGGCCUGUAUGCCAGCACAAUGGUGUUUGGUACCAUUGUUUGGAUAGUGAAGUUCCUUGCACUCAAGUAUGUCCUAAAGCUGCUGUUGACUUAUCACAACUGGAUGUAUGAAGUGCGUGGGAAAAUGUCUCUCAAAACAAAAAUAUGGUUUGUAAGUAUUGGUUUGGUUCGAUAAUGUUUACCACUUAUGCCACAGUAUGCCCAUGUACCCCAAAAGUCUAUAAUAAUGAGCUAUAAAAUUAAAAAAGAAAUGUUGUUACAAAUUUGAAGUAACCUUGUGUCAUCUUUUGCUUGAUUCUUUCAGAUGCUCUUUUAUUUACACAGUGGUAUGAUCCUAUCUUAUUGGCCUGUUGAUUUCAGAUGGGGUAUGACUGUAUGCCAUUUACUUCUCUCUUUCAGAUGCUGAUUCGUUUGUAUGGUGGUAGGAAGCCUCUGCUGAUGAGCUACCAGGCCUCCCUGCCCAAGCUGCCAGUGCCAGCCCUUAAAGAAUCUGUGGACAAUGUAAGCGUCUUGAGUUGAAUCAAGUUAAACAAAUCAAAUGCGACAGCAGAUUCACUUUAAGUAAUUUACCCCUUAGGGAUCUUAUUUUGAACGCAGCGCAUUGUUGUUAGAAUUGCAAAGGAUCAUAUUUUACUGUGGGUUUCUUAGUUAGUUUUGUCUGAUGGCGUGCACAUUUUUUUUUUUUUAUCAAAAAUGUUUCAUGGUUUGUCAAUAUUGUGGAAUUUUUAUUUUUUUAAAAUUUUUUUUACAAUGCAGACCUGUUUACUCUCAAACGCUUAAAAUCGUACAAUAUCAUCACAUAAUUGUUCAGUACCUUAUAUUUAUAGUAAAAAAUAAACAUACAGUAUAUAUAAUGUUGUAUACCUCAAAAGCGUACAUUGUACGCCAAAAUCGUAAGAGUAAACAGGUCUGACAAUGUCAUGUUUACCAUGGUUUUCAGAUUAUGGUGUUAAAGUUUGUUGGGUUUUUUUUUACAUUGUGAUGGAUUACUAGAUUUGCAUAUAUUUUUUUCCCCCAUUUUCUUCUGUUAGUACCUUCAUUCCGUCAAGCAUCUGUUGACCGAAGAGAGGUACAAAGAGAUGGAGCAGUUGGCUGAUGAGUUUUGUAAAGGCGUUGGAAAAAAGUUUCAGAGAUAUCUCAUCCUCAAGUCGUGGUGGGCAGCCAACUAUGUGAGGGGUGUUUGUGCACACUGUUUGAAUUGUUAACAUUAUUACAGAAAGCAUGAAUGUUAUUACAGAAAGUAGUUUGAAAGAAACAUUCAAACUAUUUUGUGGAACAGUGACUGCAGGUUGAAAUACACCACGUAUCAAGAAAUAGGGUGAAGCCUUAGCAAUGGACUUAAAGUUAGAUUUUGGAAAUAUGUCCUUAGCCAGACUUAAAGAUAAAUUACCCCUGGGAAAAAUAUCUAAGAAACGUUGAUCUAAAAUCUCGAAAUUUCUUCAUUCUAAAAUGAAUAACUAAAUGUCAUUGCGUGACACAGGAGCCAUCGAGUCCAAAGGAUAUUUGAUCUAGAGGUAGUAUAAAAAAAUAGAGAGAAAGAUGUGACUUAUCACACUAGUGCCUUCGCAGACAAACCAAAAGAGUUGGUUACAUAAUACCUGUCUAAGAGAAGGCCAACUCUGAAUUUAAAACCAGGAGCCAGAAUGAUCAACAAAUUGAUCGUGGGCACCUCAAAUAUAAGAAGAAGAAGAAGUCAUUUAAUUUUUAGCUGCCUUAGUGUAUCACACAGCUCAUUGAGAUUGUCACAUAAACAGAUUUUUAACAGAAAUGGCUUGUACUCUGCAGUUAAAGAGUGCUUCUAGUUAGGAAAUGCUCACUGUGUCUCUUCUCUUCCCCAGGUAUCUGAUUGGUGGGAAGAGUAUGUAUAUUUGAGAGGUCGCUCUCCUAUAAUGGUCAACAGUAAUUACUAUGGUGUGGUAAGUCAGGCUGAGAAAUUUUUUGUCAAAAAUGUAAAAUUUCAGCAGUUUUCCUUUAAUAAGUGGUAGCACCGGUAAAAUUUCCAUUUAUUAGAAUUGAAUAAUAUCACAUUUACCUUUUUUUUCAUAACACACACCUGUUCCAUCACCUGUUUAUAUUAACUAUCAAUAUUAUCUGCUUGUCCUUUACUGAGAGUUUAUACACACUUUUAGUUUAUACAGUUUAUUCAAACACCGUCUUUACUGUUGACCCUAUUACAAAUGUUAAUUUAUACAGAUUAUUCAAACACCAUCUUUACAGUUCGUUCACCCUAAUACAAAUUCCAGUAUAGGAACAUGUUAAAAAAAAUUUUUUUAUUUUCUUAGCGAAAUUCCCAGUAAUUUACAACCAAUGAUUUUUUUUUUUCAAAUUUACCUUGAUGAUGAUUGUGCUCAUGUCUGUGUGUAUUAGGACGCCUUACUGGUUCACAACACACAUGUUCAGGUAGCCAGGGCGGCCAACCUGAUCUAUGCCAUGCUCCAGUACAGACGAGAAGUUGACAGGGAGGAGCUCAACCCGGUCAGUUGUUGUCUUAUGGUCAUUCAUUGCUGUCUUACAUUCAGUUAGUGUUGUCUUUUGUUCCUUUGGUGUUGUCUUAUGUUCCAUUAUUCUUGGAAUAGGCUGACUAAAGCUCAGAAUAUUUUUUUUCUUUAAAAACCAUGUUAACUCUAAUGGACUAAUGUUAUGUAAGCUUGCCUAAGUUUGUAUAUAAAUCUUAGUUCAUUUACCAUAAUUUGAGAUGUUAUUUCUUUAAGUACUUUGGUAGAGUGUUUGCUUUAGUUUUGCAUUUAUUUUUACCUUUUAAAAUAUUAAUUAUUUAUGCCCAUUUCCCUUCAGCAUAUCUGCUGAUUGUUUGAUCUCCAUUGAAGAAAUUGUUGUGCCGCUCUUGGCCAUUUUUUCAUUUUACGUAAAAUUCUGAAAAUAUCUAAAAAAAAUUCACAUUUGUUUUAUUAAUGGAGGAAUUGCGAUUAAAUUUUUUUGGCAGAUACUCAUUCAAAAUAUAGUCCCUCUUUGCUCAGCACAGUAUGAACGUCAGUUCAACACAACACGCAUUCCAGGAAUAGAAACAGGCAAGCUGACUCUUUUAAUAAUUUAAACGCUAAAUGUCGAAAUUUGUUGAACCAUGAUUAUUUUUUAACUCUAACCCAGCUUGUUUUGUUUUUUUUUGUUUGUUUUUUUGUUUUUUUAAAUGUGAUCCAAUUAAAUUUCAGACUUACUUUUUAAAAAUUAAAAUUUGCUUAUUGUUACAAAAUUUAAUAAAAUUUUCACUCUACCAGUCAACCUGGAAUUAUUUUAUGAGUUUGAGUUUUGGAGUUUUCAAUAAAAUAGCUUCCUCAUUGUAUGGUUUACAUCCAUCGCCAAAUGUUGAUGGCAUUAUUUGUUUUCCCAGACCAACUUGUCCACUGGAAGGAGAGUAACCACAUCUCACUCUACCACAAAGGUCGUUAUUUUAAAGUUUACAUACGACACAAGGGAAGACUACUCAAACCUAUUGAAAUCGAAGUGUGAGUUAUUUGAUUUUGGAACAUGGCUUUCUCAUUACUGAAAAAGCUUUCAUUUUUAGUACCUUAACAAUUCAUCUUUUUUCUGUAAUGUAACUUACGAAAAGGUUGAUUAUUGUUCAUGUUCUUUCAUCUUUAUCUAAAUUAUUAAUAAAUUUUCACUGUUGAUGCUUGGACAAAAAUUGAUUUAAUUGCAUCAGGAUUUUAUGGCGAGACUAUAAAAAUUGAUUUGUUGUGCCAGGAUGCUGCAGAAGAUUGUAGAUGAUGAAUCUGUGCCUGCUGAAGGUGAGGAACACCUGGCGGCUCUAACAGCCGGGGAAAGGAUACCCUGGGCCAAAGCACGCACGGAAUACUUCAGCAAAGGAAAAAACAAGGCUUCACUCGAUGCCAUAGAAAAGGUAAUGUAAAUAGUAUUUGAAUGGCCCCUGCAACGAAGCAGAGCGAAAGCAAGCAUAAUUUUGAACAUUUGUUAAAUUUGAUUUAUUUCAUUUGGGAAUAUUAUUAUUUUGUAACAUUUAACAACUGAAUCUUCACCUGAAUAAUACACUGCUGUUUUUAUUAUAAUUUUAAUAUAAAGCAGCUAAUGACUAAUUGCUAUUCUGACAGGCUGCCUUCUGUGUAACUCUGGACACAGAGCCCCAAGAUUAUGAUCCUGUAAGUAAUCAAGCCACUUCCUGUUGUUUCUGUUGAAAAUUAAAAAAUAUAUAAUUUCUAAUUUAAGUACAGUGUUGUAUAGAGGCAAUUGAUCAGUCAUGCAGAUGUUGAAAUGUUUGAGAUUCAAACAAAUAUUAUUCCAUGAUUAUUUUUUAAUUCAGUAAUGUUUGUGUUUAAAAACAAUGGCACUAAUUUUCCCUGACAAGGAUGACCCAACCAAGCUGGACAGAUAUGGAAAAGCCAUGAUUCAUGGCAAAGGUUAUGACAGAUGGUUCGACAAGUCCUUCACAUUUGUGGUGUGCUCCAAUGGCAAGGUAAGGCAACAUUUUCUUCUGCCAUUGAAUGCUAAAGGAAGAAUUUCUGGGGCAAGGGUGCUAUUAAUUGAUCACCAAAGAAAGCAUUUCAGGGGCAGCGAUGCUGUUGAUUGAAUUUAAUAAAAUGUUGUACAAUGGCGUGACGGAAAAGUUAUGAUGAAUAUUCCCCCCCCCCCCUCUCAGGUAAUUUAAAAUUGACACAUAUAAAUGUUGCUCUAUCAAAAUGAGAAGGAUAAAUGAAUAAUCAACCAGUUACAAAUUCGUUAAUAAAAAAAAGUACAAAGUUGAUCUUUAAUUAAGGCUAUGCAUUGAAAGUUGUGAAGCAUUCGUGUGAGAUUUUGAACAUGAAUUUAAAAUGUGUUGGGAACUUGAAAACUAUUGCCAGUUUGGUGGUCCCUGGAAUUACCUUUAUUUUAUUUCUUUUUUUUUUUCAGAUUGGUUUCAAUGCUGAACAUUCCUGGUAGGUUUUCCCACUAAAUUUCCCUUUAUCAAAUUUUAAAACAUUUAAAUCCACCAUUUGAAAUAACGACAGUUUCUUCAAUUUUUAGGAUGACUGAAUUUUGUUAUGAUUCUGAUACGUCACAUUUCUUUAAAACAUUUUGUGAAAAAUAUAUUUUUUUUAUUCCAUUGAUUUAUUUCACCAUUAAUUUUAUUUUGUUUUCUUUUUAUUUCCUUAAAUUUGUCUCUUUGAGUUUACAUUUGAACUUUUUAUUUUUUAUUAGCAUUUUGUUUAUUUUUACAUUUUGCUCUUUUAUAUCAGACCUGAUUACAAGACUUCAUUACCUUUACAGAAAGGAAUUUUUAUUUUUCAUUCACUGACAUUAAUGAAAUUAGCUUGAUUUUUUUUUUAAAGAGUUAUUUCAGUUUGUGUCUGAGAAAUAGGAUAUUGCUUUGGUACUUGGUGGCACAAACGAAAAUUUUUCCACCCACUAUUAAAACAAAAUUUGGCUAGCCUUGUGUGAAAUUGUAUAAAUGUUUCUAUUCUUUUUGAGUGAUCCAAUUUGCUAACCAGGUGUGACAUAGAGUAGCUUAUUGAAAUCUUUUAAAUGAAUAACUUCAUUGAUAAAGAAAGCUUCUUGCAUAGAAUAUAGUUUUCCUAAUUAGGACAAUAUUUGAAUUGAUAGAUUGCCUCUAAAAGUAUGACCCCACCAAAAAAAAAACACCACUUUUAAGAAGAAGAGUUUUAAAAAUGUAAUUCUUUUUGAUAAGACAAAUACAGUUUAUACAUUACUUUUUCUGGAUGGGUCUUACUUAGGAGAUAUGAAUAUAAAAUAACACACCUGUUCCAAAGUGUCUUACACAGCAUGAAAAUCGCAACUAUUAAUAUCAACUAGAAUGAUUAGGGGUGUCAUUCAUAUAUUACUUACACGCUCUUGGGGAGAGGUUUUGCACACAGGCUAGGAAAUACUAUAUAGUGUAUGUGUAGGAAGGGCUUUUCAAAAGCUUGCACAUCCUAGAGCUAUGAAAAUUGAUAAAAUCUGUUAACAUUUUUUGUUCUGAAUGUCAUUGCUGUGGGUCAGUAGGUGGGGAGAGAUCCAUGAUCAACUAGCUUGUCGUCCCCAAAAAAUGGGAACAAGUGUAUGUUGUUAUAUUGAAAAUAAAAAAAUGCAACAAAAAAUAAACCUCACUUUUUAUUCACACAAAAAAAGCCUUCAAUAGGGAUUGAGAGAGGGGGGGGUAAGAAGUUCUUCUGUAUGCGCUCAGAGAAGUUUCCGAAAAUGGACUGUGGGGGUAAAGGGGAUAUGUUAAUGUAAAUUUCAUAUGUAAUCUAUGAAUGGCCCCCUGUCACAGAGUCAUGUGUAUAUGGUUUAACAAAAGUUUCCACAUGGGGCUGUCCUCUGUUUCAGGGCGGAUGCACCCAUCAUGGCGCACAUGUGGGAGGUUGUAGUGACCAGGGAACACAUAGAAUUAGGGUAUUGAUGUUUUUUUUUAACCAUAGAUGCAUGCAGGGCACAGAGAGCAUUGGUCUGUUGCUGCUCAACACAUUAGCACGCUGUGUUGUAGAGUUUGUUCAAACAAUAGCACACUGUGUUGUAGAGUUUGUUCAAACAUUAGCAAACUGUGCUGUAGAGUUUGUUCAAACAUUAGCACACUGUGCUGUAGAGUUUGUUUUUGUUCAUGUUCUUGUUAUCUGUCCAGCGGUGGUUCUCAACCAAUGAUCCUAAUUUCUAUUUGCGCAGAUGUUGUUGUUGUUUUUGUUUUUUACAUCUGGGGAUUUUUUUAAAAUUUUAACUUUGAUUUUUAAUAUUCCAUAAUAAUAAAACAAAUCACUACGCCAGCAUAAUAAACAAAACAAAAAUGACCUUAAACUAUAACGUGAGAACACAUCUACAGACACUUCAAUAUGUUAAGGACCACUGCUGGUUUGUUGAUAAUUUCGUUGGAGCAAAGGGAGUUAGCCCAAAGCAUGUUCUUUACUUUUUGAAGGUUCUUGACCUUUCUUGACCUUUGGUGUUUUUGUUUGGGGUUUUUUUGUUUUUGUUUUUUUUGUUACUCCAGCUCCAAGAAUGCCUACUUUUAAUCUCCACACCUGCUUCUGUUCUAGGGAUGGUUUCUAAUAAUUUUUUUUUAAUUAACAAAUAGAAUGAAAUUUUAUAUAAAUUCUAAAUUCUCCUAACAGGAUUCUUUUUUUUUUUUUCUAACUAUUCCAAACCUAAAUUUUUAAUAAGGCUGAAAGACAUAUUACUGUUAAAUCUAUAACAAUACAUUAGCAUUUACUCAUUAGAUAUCGUGUUGGUAACCGGCAGCAGUUACAUGUUACUAAUAAAGAUUUACUGUGCGUUAAUAUUAAAAACACAGCUGCUAUGAUUAAUACACAAUUUUUUAUCUUUUUUUAAACUUUAUAUGUUUUCAGUAGAGGUAGUUGCUUGUAUUUCUUCAUGCUCAAAUUUAAUAGCAUUCAAUCUGAUUACUCAGGGCAGAUGCACCAAUGGUGUCUCAGAUGUGUGAAGUGACAUUUAGACAUGAUUUUGACCUUGGGUAAAAUAUUUGUCAGUGAACUACCCUUCCAAAAAAAAAAAAACAACAACCUGUACUAUACUUCAAGCAUGGCUGCUGUUGUGCCUUCAGAUGACAGCAACAACAUACCUUUAGACUUAACUAAACAAAUUUUUUUAAAGAUUUUAUUUGAAGUUUAUUAUGUUUGCUGGAUAAAGUUUUGCAUGCUAUAAAAGAAGUCUGAUAAAUUAGCGAACACCUUAAGUCACUAAACAACUCAGUAUAAGGGGAAAUCCCUAUCUUUUUGGGACACACGUCUCUCAAGUAGUUUUUUUUUCCUUAAAUAAAUUAGUUUUGAGGCCAAGUGAUGUUUAAAUUAGGUCAAAUUUUUUGUGUGUGUUAAAUUGAAGGCUCCAGCCUUUCUUCCCCGCGGCACAGAACUAUUCACCUAGGAAGAUUUCUAUAAAUACUACUAAAAUACGAAAGCGUAUGCCCGGUGUCUUCUGCUGGUUUAUUCUGGAACAAUGGCGUUUCUACUUCCUCCUCAUUUCUAACUGCUGGUUGCAACAUCGGGUAGCUUUAAAGUGCCAAUAAUCAGAGUUCACUUGUGGCAUCACUCGCUUUUACUGGCCUGGCUCUCAGAAUCCUCACUUCCUUGACGUUCGUAAUGGACAGCUCAGCACCCAACCCCUAGCAACACUGCACACAUCCUGUUUGUAAAGCACUACACAGUCUGUGUUUGCAUUGCACAUUGGUUUGGAUUUUGCACAGCACUCCACUUUUUUUUUUUUUUUUUUUUUUUUUUGGUUUUUCCUUUUUCCUUUUUUGCAAAAAAAAAAAAAAAAAAAUUUUCUUUUUGUUUUUUUUUUUUUUUUUUUUUAUCCCCCCCUUUUUUUUUUUUUUUUUUUUUUUUGAGGUUUUGCACUGUACCUUUUGUGCAAAAAAACAAAAAAACAAGUCAUCUCUGCAUUAUUUUUCUAAUUCAUUUCAUACUUGGUCAUUUUUUUUCAGCAUUAUUCUCUUAGAUCUGUUUUAACAACACCAAGCAGCCAUGACAGAGGUCUCCCUUCAGUUUCAGUCAAUGACAGCUUGGCUCAAUUUUUAAAGCCAAACUGAACAGCUUAUUACGUGGCCCAAUCAUUUCUGUUUCUUUCAGAUGCAUAGAGGUCAUCCCUUGGGGCUGUUUCAUUUCUUCUUAAAGUGUGAUUCAAAUUUUUUAUUUUUUCAGAGCAAUGAUAAAAAAUAUUUUUAAAGUAUUUUUUAUUGUUGUUGAAGCAUUUUUUUUAACUUUCUUGUACUCAAAAAACCUGUGCCCCAUGCCUUUAAACAGACAGUUUAAUUGACUUGUAAACAUUGUUACAGUUCAAUGACUCCACUGCCAGAUCUUGUCGAGUGCCCACUUUUCUUAUUUGACUGCAUGUAAUCUAUUGACCUGUAUGUCAUCUUCUAAACUGUAUAUCAUCACCAGAUCUGUAUGUCAUCCCCUUUCCUGCAUGUAGUCAUCUGACCUAAGUCAUCUCAUGACCUGUACAUUGCCUCCUGACAUGUAUGUCAUAUCCUAACCUAUGUUUUCUCCUCUCUUGUACAUCAUCACCUGACCUGUAUGCCAUCAUCUGACCUGUAUGUCAUCUCCCAAACUGUAUGUCAUCUCCCAACCUUAUGUCAUCUCCUUCCUACUAGGUCUUCACCUGACUUACAUCAUCUGACCUUUAUGUCAAUCCCAUGACUUAUGUGUCAUCUCCUCUUUUCUCUUCCAUCACCUGACCUGUGUGUCCCGGCAUAUGUCAUUGCCUGACCUGUAAGUCCUCUCCUGGCCUGUAAUUCAUUUCCUGAACCAUAUGUCAUCCUAUGACUUAUGUCUUCUCUUGACCUGUAUUUUUUCUCCUGACAUGUAUGUCCUCUCCUGACCUGUAUGUCUGCCCCAGACCUGUAUAUCAUCUCCUGAACUGUAUGUCCGCUCCUGACCUGUAUGUCCGCUCCUGACCUAUAUGUCAUCUCCUGACUUGUAUGUUAUGACACAGGGCGGAUGCUCCCCUCAUGGCACAGUUGUGGGAGGCGUGUCAAGAGCAUGAGUUAAAACAAGGGUAACUUUACACUACUAGCACACAUAUCGAAUUUUGUCUUAUGUGACUGUGUGCAAUGCUAUACAAUGUAUGCUCAUCUUAUUGUACACAUAUGGUGCUUCAUAGUGCUAAUAAUAUUUUGUUGUUUGUGGGUGCUUGAAGCAAGGCUGCAGAGUCUUAACAUUCUAGCGUUUUUUUUUUCAACAUGUCAGCAUGAGUCUGUUUGUUUUUACAGCUUCUAUAAAUUAUCAUGAGAGGGUUAAUUUUCAUUAAAGACCAAAUUUCAUGGUCAAAUAUAUUUUUUUUAUAAAUCACCAAAAACAUUCAUUAACAUACUAGUCGAGAUAAAUCUCGCUGAACCAAUCUCGAUGACCUUGACUCUGCAGCCACGAUGUGCAGUGUGUUUCAUCUUACAUCCUGUCAGCUCUUCUUUCAAGAAUUUUGUCAGUGAAACCACUAUUUAGUGGACUAUUUGGUGGGGGAUGACGGUGCUUUUCAAAAAUUGCUACACUGACAUAGUAAUCAUAUAGAAGAAAUAGACAGUUCAAUUAAAAACUGUAAGAAAAUGUGAUAGCCUUGGAUCAGUUCAGUUAGGUGAAAAAAAUAAUGUUGAAUUAGGGUCCACUAAAUAAAGGUUAUUUAGUUGUUUUUUUGUAGUUUUGAUAUUUUUUAAAUAUUUCUAUUAGUAGAUGGUGUUUAUUACCUUAUGAAAAAACUCCUUUGACUUUGAUUAUAAUUUAAUCUCCCUUCUUAGACUUGCACAGUUUUGCCUUGCUUUGCACUGGUUUUUAAACAGUUUUGUUCUAAAGCAAUUCAUUGCACUGGGGAAGACAAUUUUGUUUAGAGAAAUUAUAUUUUAAAAAGUUAUUCCAAUUUAAUAGAAUUUUUUUUUUUUUACAUUUUAUUAUUUUUGAUAUGUUAAUAAAUAAUGCAUCAGAUAACUUGGUUGUUUCUGAUUAGUUUAAUGAAGUGCUUUAAAGGAUUUUUGUUGCAAGUCUGCAAAACAAGUUUCCAGUUCAGUAUGUCAACUUUUGAUGAAUUCCCUUAUCAUAAAAAUCUCUUUCAGCUCUUGAUCUUCACAACUUGCUUGAAGCUAAUUCCAAUUUUUUAAAAUUUUACUUUGAACUUGUUCUCUGCUAGUAAAAAUUUGACAUGAGUUUAAUGUCUCAUAAGAACAGUUUAUUUUUUUGUAACAAAAAAGGUGCCAGUACUUUAGGGGGGUCAUCCAUUACAAAGACAGGCGUGGUGGGUGUGGGGUGGGCACGAUAUCAUGAUGAACUAUUAUGAGGGUGUCUAAAUUAUGGGAAAAAUGUGUAAUCAUGGGGUAGGAGGGGGGGAGGGGUCCAAAGCUGGCUAAAAUACUAUGAUAUCAUUUAUGAAUGGCCCCUUUAUUUAAAAAAAAGAAAUAUGUUUUGGAACAUGCCUCGUUAAAAUGUGUAGUUUGGCUUCGCUUCUCAAGAUCACAUUUAGAGAUAUCAACAGGUGUCCUUAUUUUCUUGUUCCCUGUCUUUGACUAAAAUAUUCUGGCCUUUUUAUUAGCAUGACAGGUGGUUGAGAAGUAAUUGGUAAUUUUUUUUUUCCAUUUUACCAACUGAUUUUUAUAAGAUAAGGAAAUUAUUUGCUGUCCGCACGGAGCGUUAGUACCGCCUGCGGCGAGUCGAGCCUUUCGCCACCUCCCAUUUGAUGAAGCAUCCUGUAAAGGCCAUUUUAAUCAUUUUUCUUUACUUGUCACGCUGGACAAUUAAGAUUUUGAUACAAAUGCACGUGGACCAAACAUCAAAUUAUCAAAAGUUGCUUGUAAAAAUCCGUCUUUAAAAAAGAUGUCGGUACUGCUUUGUGGUGGGUUCUACGACAAAAAAGGUCCUGCAUAAGACUUGUCAUUGCAUGACGAAUGCCAAAUGUACAUUCAUAAUUUUUUUUAUGUUCCAACAUACAGUGUCUUCCUCUGACAAUGUUGCAUAAGCUGUACCCCAGGCUUUGCGGCGGGUUUGAGAUCUACUUUUGUUCAGCUGACAUUAACAAUGCUUUUUCAUUGUUUUUUUUUUUUUUUUAAAUCCAACUGAUAUUUAUUUGAUGUUUUGCCUGUGGGUGGUGUGCAGGGCAGACGCUCCAGUGAUGGCCCCGCUCUGGGGGGUGAUUCAGGGUGGGCAAUAUAUUUUUGUUUUGUUUAUAUUAACAAUGCUUUUUUAUUGUUUUUUUUUUUUCUUUAAAUCCAACUGAUAUUUAUUUGAUGUUUUGCCUGUGGGUGGUGUGCAGGGCAGACGCUCCAGUGAUGGCCCAGCUCUGGGAGGUGAUUCAGGAUGAGCAAUACAAACUAGGGUAUACCUCCCCCCUUCCCCCAACCAAAUUCACACCUCUUGUAACACUCUUUAUUAUAUUUUUUAAAGAUGAUCUAUUGCUACCCAAGAGUAAACUAGUCAUUGAAAAUCAUUGCUAGUGUAUUCUGGCAACUGCUACACCUAAUGUAUCUUACCUAGCCACUAUAAAUGCAUCUUCUAUCUGCUUUGUUAUUUAAUAUGGAUGUACUUGAUGCACCCUAAAUUUAAUAAAGCAAUGGCUGGUGUCAUUAAUAUAUAAAAACAUGUUAUUUUUAUCCUUACGUUAAGAGGUUAAGAUUAUAAUAAGUUCUUUCUUUUUUUUUUUUUUUAUAAUUCUAUUUGGGGGGGGGGGGGGGGGGUGUGUUGGUGCUGUGAUCUGCUCUGCUAGUGUCUGAUAUUGUGGUGGAGAAGAUUGAAAAAAAAUUAUUGAAGGCUUCAAAUUAUUGCAAUAGUGGGGCCCCCAAAACAGUUCAUAUCUUAUUUUAGGCCAGCAGCCCUCAAACGUUUUGAACGUGGGCCUGUUUACUGUCCCUCAGACACUGAUUAUAGUUUAAAAACAUGACAAAUUCCUAUGCACACAACUUAUUUGUAGUGCAAGAAAAAAAAAAUCAGAAAAAAAUUACAAUAUUUAAAACGAAGAACAAUUUUAAUCCUACUUAAACUUAUUAGUAUUUUAAUGUGAAUUAUUGGUCGAUUUCGGCUAAUGAAGUUUGUUGAUUGAGGGUUCCACACUUGUGCUACUAGGGCACUCGUACGGCAGGCAGGUGGGCCGCCAAAGGACCCCUGAUUGGCCAGAUCUAGCUUGCCGGCCAUAUUUGGAGGACCCUUGUUGUGGGGCAGCAAAGACAGUUCUCUUUAGUUGAAAGCUUGUGCCAGUACUGUCUUUCUUCUGAUCUGGUCUAUUUUAAUGCCAGUGGGAUUCUGCAUUAGUGGCUAUGUAGCCUUACUUAAAAUAUACCAGCCCACAAGAAGUUUUUUUGGAUUUGAAAAAUCACCCCAGUAGCACUAUGUCAUUCUUCUUUCUCCCAUCUCUUUAAAUUCUUUAAUGUAACGGUUUGAAAACCUUUUAAAAAAUGUAUUAAUUUUUUUUACUUUAUACUGCUUUUUAACAUUUUUUUUUUUAUUACAUUUAUUUUAUGUUGUCUCUCAUAUUUUAUCUCUCUUUAGUCUUGCUUUGCGCUUGUAGCAUUCUGCAUUUCCUAUCACGCUUCACCACUUUACUGCACGUCCACAUCUUUGUGCAAAUAGAAGCUUAAAAUACAAAUAAAAGCAGGCAUUGAUGUCUCUGUAGAUACACCUAGGAAAUUUGUUACAGUUGAAAUAUUAUUUGAAGUGUAUUUUAAGUAUCUUUUAAAACUCAAAUAAAUUUUUUCCAUAAAAGAGACAAAGACAUAAAUAUUUAUAUCAAACAUUAUUCUAGCCUUGAAAUCUGCUUAUUUAGAUGUUCAUGUUAAAUAAAAUGGUCUUUGCACUUAACGUUUUAAAUGUAUUUUUUUGUGCCUAGGGCCAAGUCAAAUGUUAAAAGUUAUGCCUUAAAAACAGUGAAGCAAAUCUAAAGUUAUUUCCAAGUUAUUGCAUAAUUUUUGUUUUAAAAAAAAAAAAUUAAAAAAAAAUUAAAUAUUAUUUUUAAAGACUCCUGGAAAGUUAUUUGUUGUGUAAAUUAAAUUAAUUUAUUACUAAUAUGUUUGUGUUACUUUAAUGUUGCUUUGGGAAAGCCUCUUAUGCACUUCUCUAACGUGUUUAAAGUAUUUUUUUAAUCAUAAUUAUUGUAUCUUUAAACUGUUCGAGUAAAUAUUAAGUGUAUCCUAAAUUGUAUAUAGUAUAGCUAUCCAAAUAAAUACUGGUUCUUUCCUAAUUAGAGCAUAUUAUUACUAUUCAAAUAAGCACUGGUUCUAUCGUAAUCAGUGAAAGAGUAUAACUAUUGAAAUAAGUAUAAGUUCAAUCAUAAUUAGCUUAUAGUACGACUAGUCAAGUAAUGUGCUUUUAGACUUGUUUAAUUUUGCUGUCCUACUUCUUCAGAUGACUGAUUAGAAUAAAUGCAAUUUGGUGACACAGUUGAUAAUUUUUAUGCUUGCUGCUUAUCAACAGAUAUGACAAAGACGGACACUGUCGUGGGACACCAGAGUGUCAACCACCCAAUCCAAUCCGACUCGAAUGGGAAAUCCCUAAACCAGUAAGUAUAAGUGCUACCAUGUUUCAGCUCUACAACACAGUAAUCAAAAAGAAGUGCAGUCUUGGUCUUUAAAACUCAUAUGUCCUGUAGGACCACAGUCUUGGCACUGGUGAAAUUCCCCACCCCCAAAACUCAUGAUAGUUGACCUUAUGUCUUCCUCCUCCUCUUCCCCCAUUUGCGAUUGUUGACAAUACACUCAAAAUUUCUCUCCCCCAGUGUCAACAAGUCAUACAGUCCAGCCUGCAGGUGGCCACAGCCCUGGUCAAUGAUGUUGACCUGCACAUCAUGAUGUUUAGAGAAUUCGGAAAAGGUUUCGUCAAGACCUGCAAAGUCAGCCCAGAUGCAUUCAUCCAGACAGCCUUACAGCUCACCUACUACAGGGUAAAUUAAGUUGUGUAAUUGUUUGAAUAUCACAUAAAUAGCUUAUUGCUUGCAAGAAAUUGAUAGAUGUGAAAGCCUAAACAUUUGACUUUUUUUGCACCUGGGAGGGGGGAGGGGGGAGGGGAAGUAUUAUUUAUACCAACAGAAAGUAGAACACCCAUGUCAUUAAAGUUAUACUGAUGUUCAAACCUAUUUACAUAUUUACAUAAACAAAAAGACAAGACUUGAUGCAUCUAAAAUUUUGUUCCAGAUUCCAUUGAAGUAUACAUCUAAAAAAUCAUAUAUGUUAAAUUAUUUCUUGCGCAGUUGCAUGAACAGUGUUUCAGCAAGAUUUUGAGAUCAUUAAUAUAUAUUAUACAACAUAUAAAUAUUUAUAUAUAAUCAGUUCUGAUUUUUAGUUAAAAAAUUAUACAUCUUUUUGUCAACCCGUAAAUGUGUCAUCUUUCUUAAAAAUGCUUCCCUCUUCCCUAAUGGCUACAUUGUUGGCUACGUGGUAAUGCCAUAGCGCAGAGACCAUAGUUGACCUCUUUGUAUUCUUUUAUCUAGAUGAUGUGUAUGAUCUGCACACAAUCUCUUUCCUUGAUAUGUAAUUGUCUUGAGAACUGAGCCAAUGAAUUAUAAAAAAACUUGUUUUAUCCAAUAAUAUAAUUAAGACUUUUAAGCCCAUUCAGAUGAGUUAAUGUUGUGGGGCUUAGUUGAAUCAAAUGCUUCUCUCUCACCAGCUUGAGAACCAGUUCUGCCUGACUUAUGAGUCAUCCAUGACGAGGCUAUUCCGCGAGGGCCGCACGGAGACUGUGAGGUCGUGCACAGCUGAUACCUGCAACUUUGUCAAAGCCGUGGUGGAGGGGAAGCCUGUGAGUGAGCUUAACUUGUGGGGGGGGGAAGGCUGGGGGUGAGCUUAACUUGUGGGGGGGGGGGGGGCUCAUCUGUUAAACCAGUGGUUCUCAACCUUCCAAGUGCCGUGACCCUCUAAUACAGUUUCUUGUGUCGUGGUGACCCCCAACCACACAAUUAUUUUCGUUGCUACUUCAUAGCUGUAAGGAUAUGUGUUUUCAGGUGGUCUUAGGCGACCCCCAGGAAAGGGUCUCGCGACCACCAAAGGGGUUGAGAACCGCUGUGUUAGACAGUAUCACCUUGGUUUUUGUCUGUGUGUCAUUACAUUUCCUGGGCGGCACAAUCAGUUAGCCACAGGUUGUGUGUGUUGUUGUUCUGGGGUUUAAGUCCCAGCAGCACUAAUAUGUAUUUCCCCCCCCUCCCCCCACCAAAAAAAAAAAGCCUUUUUAGGGUCCCACUAUGGAUGCUGACCUUUUUAGAGAAAUGGGCUCACUUUAGAUGCUAACCAAUUUAAAAAAGACGUCAUUAAGUGAGAUGUACUGAUACACUUUGGCACUAUUAACAAACAUGUAUAUAUAUAAUUAUAUAUAUAUUAGUAUUUAAAAAUUAAAAACAGUUAUGAUGUUGAGAAAAUAAUUUUGCCAGGACAAGGCAGUUCUCAUUGGAAGUUCUCUUUUAAAGUCAUUCAUCAAUCGAAGGCUUCUAAUGAUAUAAAUGUGUUGCUUUCCCCCCCCCCCCCCGGACAGAAAUCUGAGUGCAUCAAGCUGCUGACCGAAGCGGCCGAAACCCACCAGAGAUUAUACAGAGACACCAUGACCGGUAAAGGUGUGGACAGGCACCUGUUCUGUCUGUACGUCGUGUCCAAGUACCUGAACAAAGACUCGCCAUUCCUGUCCAAGGCUCUGAGUGAACCUUGGAAACUGUCCACAAGUCAGGUGAGAUUGUGCCCCAGGUAAAGUAGUGUCCCUGGUAAACCACUCAAGCGACCCAUUUUUUACCAGACUUCUUCUUCCUAGUGGGAUUAUUGUUAAGAAAUAGAUAUAAAGACAUUACAUAAUUGAUCUACAAUAAAAAAAAUUUAAAAAUUUUGCUGAGGUUCUUCUCCUUUAAUUUUGGUGUUGGAUAAAAUACAAAAAUGGCAAAAGUCAAUGAUGACAAACUUCAAAAUGAAUAGUUUACUAGCCUCAAUUUUUUGUCUAUAUAAAAUUAUGAUGAUAAUUUAAAAUUUAUUACAAAUCUUAUGAGCUGUUAUUAUUUAGUUAUCAGUCAAGGAAAGUGAAUUGUUAUAAAAAUGUCCCACUUAAUAUAAAAUGAUAGUAUUGUACCUCCAAUUCAUUAUCAUUCAUUUAUUUAAUAAUGUGCACAUGGUUCCAUUACCAAUAACUUCCUUCCACUGGCAGCAGAAUUUUUUUUUAUUAAUCCUCACUCUGUCUGAUUCCUUGUAUUUACAAAAGUGAUAUAUGGGCAAACAAGAAGUUAAGGGGACACCCAGAUAUUACCUAUGCACACUGGGAAGCGGGCCCUUGUGGGGGGUGUCGGGAAAUAAUUUUUAAAUACAUAUAUUCUUCAAUAAUUAUCCUGAAAUUUAGGCAUAAAUCAUAAAUAGCCUAUGUUAUAUCUCGAAAAAAGCCAAAUGUCAACCAGAAAUCUGUAUAAUCCACAACUUCAAAAUACAGUUUCAAUAUAGACAGUCGUUUGAACAUUUUCAGCCUUAAUAAUAUAUAUAUUGGGUAUUCGGUGUUAUAAAUUUACCCUGCCCUAAGUAUUCAAUAUAACUGGUGCCAUCUGUUACUAAACUUUUAAUGUUUGCUAAUGUUGGUGUUUGAAUUUCUCUUCUUGUAGACUCCCCAUCAACAGACUGAUCGCCUUGAUCUGAACAAACACCCCGACCGUAUUUGUGGAGGUGGUGGCUUUGGACCAGUGAGUAUUUCAAAUCAAUGAAAUAAAACUGCUCCCAUCAUUUCAUAGAGUUUUGUUGUUUUUUUAACAUAAUAUUUGAUGCAUUUCUUCAGAUCCAGGUUAACAUUUCUUCAUCUCUGACUGUUUUUUGUUUUAGGGUAAAUCAAGUUUUGACAAUGUCCUUCCAUGUUUGAGCAUGAAAUUUAAACAUUUUAAAUCUCUGUUGAAAAAUAAAUAAUUCUUUCUUUCUUUUCGAAAUCUUAUAAUAUUUGAAUUGAAAUAAAAUACAGACCUUGUUACUCUUACGAUUUUGGGGGUGGUUUUGCGUACAGCUGUGCGUGGGUGGGAUGCAUGUUAAAUGUUGUGGCCCGCCGAAAGUAUCGUAAAUGAAAUUAUUUCUCCAUUCAUUUUUUUUUUUUUUGUUAGGGUAUGCGCCAUUUUGGUGUACACUCCUUCUGGCUCAUUUAAAAAAAAUAGAUUGAAAUGAGAAAUAAAUUAUAAAACAGUCUUAACAUUUAGCAACUACUCAAAUUAAAAAAAUUAUUUUUUCUUUUUUUUUUUUUUUUUUGUUAGGGUAUGCGCCAUUUUGGUGUACACUCCUUCUGGCUCAUUUAAAAAAAAUAGAUUGAAAUGAGAAAUAAAUUAUAAAACAGUCUUACCAUUUAGCAACUACUCAAAUUAAAGGAUUUAUAUAAAAGAUGCUUGGUAGAAGGAACCUAAUUUUCAACAAGCAUUUCAAUUGAAUCUGCAAUGAUACAAUACUAUAUUCACAUGCACAGAAAAGAGCUUCCCUGCAUUUUGAAUUUAUUUGUUACACAUUCUGGGAAGAGGUCUCGGAAGUGACAUUGAUUAAAGUUGCGAUUUUGAGAUUGUAAAGUACCAUUCUGAGACUAAAUUGUACUAUUUUGGGAGUUCUGGCCUAAUCAGGUCUCAAAAAAUUGCUUAGAAUUGCAGUUAGAGCUGGGAGAACAAUGUUAUAAAAGUGACAACUGAAUAGCAAAUUACUCCAUGUAUAUACAUGUUGUUUUUUUAAAAUUAAACCAGUGCCCUACUUGACAUACUGAGGAAAUCAUCAUUAGUGGACAUAGUUUCUCUCUAUGACAGUUAAUUUUGUUACCUCAACAUGUUUCCUCUCUGAUCUGUUUUUUUUUUUUUUUUUUUUGUUUUCAAUGCCAUACAUUUUCUGCAUGAAAAUGUUUCCUAUAUUACAUAGGAUUACUCUAUGACAUAUUUAUUUUCCCUCCAUGACAGGUGACAGACGAUGGCUACGGUGUGUCAUACAUGGUGGCAGGGGAGGACACCCUAUUUUUCCAUAUAUCUUGUAAAGUUUCUUGUCCACACACAGUAAGUUGGUCAUCCUAGGGGAAUCAUGUCAUCCUAGUGUAAUCAUGUCAUCCUAGUGUAAUCAUGUCAUCCUAGUGUAAUCAUGUCAUCCUAGUGUAAUCAUGUCAUCCUAGUGUAAUCAUGUCAUCCUAGUGUAAUCAUGCAACAUGAUAGUUUUGAUUGUUGUUUUCAACACUGAGUCAGAUCCAUUAGGUUACACAAUAGAUAAGAAUAUCUGAAUUUAUAAACUUCUUUUCCUUUUUUUUUUUUUAACUCUUACCUUGAAUAUUUUUUUCUUUUUUUUUUUUUUUUUUUUCUUUUUUUUUUUUAAAUUUUAUUUUUUUAUUUUUUUUUUUUAAGGAUUUUUGUUUGAAGUAUCCAAGACAGAGAAAUGCCAAUACACUUGUUUUGCGUGGGCUCUUUUCAACACGCGUGUAUUUCAGUACAUUUUCUUAUGUUUAGAUCAACCAUGUAUGCAAUAGGGAAAACUGAUGCUUGAGAGCUUCAUUUUUUUUUAUAUAUAUAUAUUUUUAUUACAAAUGAAAUUUGUGCUGUUAACAAAAGAUUGGGUUAAGAAGUUCAGCACCAACCUGCUCCUCCGGUGCCAAACCAAUUCCUCGGAUACUAAACUUAUUUAAACUUCUUCUACAGGAUGCACACAAGUUCGGGGCCACCCUGAAGAAAUCUCUCUGUGAUAUGAGGGAGAUUUUCACAAGGGAUUGAGGAUGGCUGGAGUUAAGCUCAAACCACCAAUCGCAUGCCACUAUAUACUUCCAUGCACAUCCGCCAUCAUGCUCUCUCAGUUGCUCUGUUCAUCGGGGUCAUAUUUAUUGCCACAAUCUCCUACCAGUGAACCUAAUUAAUUGGUGUCUCUUAUAAGUAAGCCAGCAAAUCAUUGUUACAAUAAUGCACAUUGUAUCACGUUUUGUUAAUUCACUUGUGUUUCAUAUUUUCAUAGUUUACACCAACACCUUUGUACAUGUCACCCCUGUCAGUCCUGAGUCUUCUUAUCUACGACUUUGUAUUUACAUUCUGUAUAAUCUUGUUCAUCCCAUCAUGUUGCCUCAUACUUUUUUGUACCGCCAUUAAAAACCAUGGUAACCCAUCGACGAAAUACAACUCUGCCUUACAUGUUUCAAGUUUGUUGUUAUAUAUAUGAUAUAUAGGAACUUAAGUGUACAGACCUGUGAACAGAAAUAGGGGCAUAAAUGAAACUGUAUUUCAUGAAGAGUUUGUGGGGGUGGGGAGGGUCGGAGGGUCACCCACCCACUCCUCCCUUACUGCUAUCACUGCCUGUGACCACAUCAUGUGACCACAUCAUGUGACCAUAUCAUCAUCCUCAUUUCUGAUGCAUCCAUAUUUUGUAUGAUAUAUCUAAGUGUUUUUUUGUUGUUUUUUUUAGCAUUGUGUUAAAUUUUCAUCAUUUCACUCUUGUUUAAAACAUUGCCACUGUUGAUCUGUUAUUUAAUUACUGUGUGUUAACUAAUUUAAAAAAACGGUCAUGAGCCAAUUGUUAUAACUCUUAAUUUAAACUACACAGUGUUGUAAAAAAAAAAAUAAUUUAAAAAACGGAGUGUCUUUCUGCCAUUUAUCAUUUAUAAAAUCAAUGCACAAGCAUCCAUAUCAUAAUGCAUCAUUUUUCAUUCAAGCUGUGAUCCCUUUCAUCAUGAUUGUUAACAUUUCUUUAGUUAGUUAACAGACAAGGGGGUACUUUAAAGUUGUUUCUUGACGUAACAUAAAAAUGAUUAAAUAAGCACCAUCCCAUUCUUACUCCGAUGACGCCUUCUGUAAUAAUGCAUGUUUCUUCAAAUUAGUACCAUCACAUUUGAACAAAAUUGUUGAACUUGGACGCACAUAUAAAUAAUUCUGUUGAUAAAGCUGUCCAUCCUAACAAUGCAAUUAAUUAAAUUUAUUUAAAGGGGGGGGGAGAGGGGGAUAUUUUUUUUCUUUCUUAGUAAGACCGGUGCCAUAAUAUUUUCUCUGCUCCCAGUGUAAAUUACGGGUCCAUAUCACAAGAAUGACAAAUUCAUCUGACCUUAACUUAUAAUUUCACUCCAUUAAAAGUUCAAAGAACCACAAGCCAAUUUGAUGAAUGUGAUGUUCAUGUUGAAUGUGAUGUUCAUGUUGUAUGUGAUCUUCAUGUUGUAUGUGAUGAAUGUUUCAGAUUUUUUUUUUCUACAGAAAAAUAUUUAUCUUUGCUGCUCAGUAAACCUUUAUGAGAAUAAAAAAAAAAACAAGCAUUACUGUGCCAUUAAAAUAUUUGUAUAUGUUUUUAUAUAUAUAUAUUUAUGUCUGGUUCUCUUGUAACAAGGCAAUACUAACAUACGUGUAUGUAUCAAUCAAUGCAAGGGUGAUGGACACUUAAUAUAUUUUUUUAUAACCACGAUUAUCCUAUGAUCAACUCAAGGAAGUGUAUGAAUUGUGUUUAAAACACUAGAAUCAUUUAACCCUUGUCGUGCUGCGUAGGUACAAUUGUAACUUUAGCAUUUUUUUAAUUGAGGUAAUUUUUUUAUCUUUAAGCUGUAGAAACCUGAAAUUUCUUGACAUCUCUACAUUUUUUUCAUCACAUGUGCUCGAGAUAUGGGGUCAAGUUUUAUUUACACCGAAAACAAUAAUGAGCAGAAUGGCUACAAUUGCACCUUCAUUCAUAUAUUUUUUAUGAAAUUUCUCAGAGUAGGUAUACUUUCUGUACAGUUUUCAGUACUGUAUCUUUCUGUACAGUUUUCAGUACUGUAUCUACUGCUUGUACCGAGUGUUGAUUUUCCCAAUUGCUGACAUCUGUAGGGUAGUUAUUGAAAAUGGCCCUUGUUUUAUCAAUUUUGUUAUCAUUCGCAAUUUGCAUGGCAUGGAACAUAUAGGCAUACAUACAACAGAAGAUUAUUUCGAUUACCUUCACACAAUAAAACACAGACACUUGCUGUAGGAGUGAAUGCUACAUGUAGUGACCAGACUGGAAUUGUUUGAUCUUCAAACUUUAGAAUUAAUUCUAUUUAUAUUGCAGCAUGCACACCUACAGAAGUCCUUAAUGAUAUUAAUAAUAAUAAUAAUACAGUGGUCUUAUAUAGUCCAGUACCCCUGAAUGCACACCCACAGAAGUCCUUAAUUAUAAUAAUACAGCGGUCUUGUAUAGUCCAGUACCCCCCAGCUCACUGCACGUCACAUAAAAAUCUGCGAAAAUAAACAUGACAUUGAACAUUACCUUUUCUCGUUUACAUCAAUCAGCUGGUGAGGGAGGACCCAGAAAAUCAUAUUUAUUUGAAUAGAAUUUGGUUUUUUAAUCGUGGGGGCGCAUGAAACAAUUUAAAAUCAACAUGGGGGUGCUGGAAAUUUUUUUAAAUCAAGAUGGGGGGGGUGCUGGAAAUUUUAAAAAAUCAAGAUGUGGGGUGCAGGAAAUUUGUUUAAUCAAAAUUGGGGUUGCAGGAAAUUUGUUUAAAUCGAGAUGGUGAUGUGGGAAAAGUUAAUCCAUCUAGAGGGGAUGUGGUGCUCCAAAAAGGUUAUUGUAUAUAUAUUCAGAAUUAUUUCAUGUAGUUAGGCCUACCUGUGAAAUAAUAAUGCUAGAUUCUUUUGUUCUAUUUAUUUUAGUAUGGAUUCUUUCAGUUUCUUAUUAACGUUACAAAGUCAUAUUUUUCGGUUUUUAGAACUGUAUUGGUAUAUUCGCUUAACGCAACCGCCAAUUAUUAUUUACAUUUACUAAAGCCUAGGGCUUGAGCAUGCAGGAACCCAUGGUUGGUGUUAUACAUAUUAAUUUCAGGAGGGGGGGAGAUCUUGGAUAAGUUCCCCACCCCCUUUUUCCAGCACUUGACUGUUGAAUAGCAUAUGCUUCACCAGGUGUCAACAAGAAGUUGUUUUUUUGUUUUAUUUCCCUGGUUUUGCAUCACUUCUCUACAAACAUAAUAUAAUGCAAUUCCACGUGUAUUGCGCUGGAUGAAAGUAAUAAUAAAGCUGUGGCCAUUUGGAUAAACCAAAAUUUCGGAAAAUCAGGAUUCUGAAAACGCACACUCUGCUGUACUGCUUUUUUACAAAAUAUAACCUAAAUAAUGUGUAGGUACUGAUUACAUACAGUGAGAAUUUUCAUACAAAAUAUAUGAAGGUACAAUUGUGCAUACUUAUGCUACCUGUUAGGGUUGUAAAAUUAUGCUACAUGGCGAGGGUCAAGUUUUCUCAUAAUACAAUCCCGGCAGCUGAUGUUUAGUUUUCUGAAUUUUUUAAAAAAUCCAAUAUUUUCAAACAGAGCGUAGGGUCCACAAAAUGCUGUUUUUUUUUAAAUUUUUAUCUACCUAAGUUUUUUUUUAUUUUCACUGAUUAGAAAAUAAUUACCUUUUGAGCCUUAUUUUUAAAUUUACCCUUUAUUCCUGAUACAACCAAUCUAUUUUUUUUUUUCUAUUAAGUAUGGAAACCAUAUCUAUAACAAUGGUUAGUAGUACAGGGUUCACCAAAAAAAUCAAACUAAAAAUCUUUUAAAAUGAAUCAAUUUUUUUUUUAAAUCUGGGCACAAGAGUGCUGCCCCCUUUUCUUUCCUGGGGUGUCCCAUAUGUUGUACAGUUUAGCCAGGUUACUGUGUACCAAUUUCUACUUACUACACCUAUCUAAUGUAUUCAUGCAUAAUUUUUUUUUUUUUUUUGGUGGUUAGUUUAUCCUCUCAAAGUAUCUAUUUUAUGGAUGAGAUGGAUAAAUAUUUAUUUUUAUUUUAUAAUUUACCUUUUUUCUUAAUGUUAACAGUUGACCUGUGCAUCAAAUAUUUAGCCCCUGCCUUAUUUUUAUUCUUUUUUGAGGCUCCUAGUUUUUCCAUUAUGUCAUCCAGAUGAAUGCAUGUUGAUUUGAACAAACUAGACAAGCGGAGAAACUGUCAAAAGCAAUGGAUCCUCAAUCCAGUUAUCCGGUUGUGUGGAUUAUGGUUUUAAAGAACAAUUGAAAAUUAAGGGUAAGGUUUGGGGUUUUCUAGCAUUUUGUCGGCUUCCAUCCCCAAAAGUUUGAGAAGCUCUGUUGGCUAUAAAUCGGUUCUGGCUGUGGACACUUAGGACAAGAGAUAUUGGCUUGUUGACAAAGUAAAACCCCGGUUAUAUUGGAAUAAAAAUUUUUUUACAUUUAAUCUUUUGAAAGGUUCUAAUUUUUAAAAUUAAAUUUGGUGUGCUUUCAAAUGUUUAUUUUAUUUUUUUUUAAAUGUCAUUAAAACAAAACACAAAAAAAGCAUCUUUGAAGCAUUCGUUUGAUUUUAAUCUUUUGUAUCAAUUAAUUUUAAUGUACAGUCUUGGCUUGAAGCAAACAUGUUUUCUUUUGCAACCUUCUCCUUAACUGACCAACAUAGGGAACAAGGUUAACGGAAAUUUGUUUGAAAGAAAUUUCGUUGACGGAAAUUUGAUCGAUCGGAAAUUUGGUGGAUUCUCUUUUUCAGUUCACACGUUAAAAUUUUCGUACAAUUUCUUUUUGAACGCACCAUACUGUACAGUAAAACAAAAGAAAGUUGACGCAAAAUUUUAACAUGAACUUAAAAAGUUUUGACCAAAUUUCCGUUUGAUCAAAUUUCAGUCUAUCAAUUUUCCAUCGACAAAAUUUCUUUCAAACAAUUUUCCGGAAAAGAGGCAACAAGGGGGAGUCUUAUUUCUUGACUGUUUUGGUACGGAAGAUUUGACCACCCAGCAUUUUGUGAAACCACAUGUUGCCAUGACCACUUUUUUUUUGUACACAAAAAGUUUAUAGGUAGAAAUAAUUAACUAGAUUAUUCCAAUCUAUUGAAAACAAUUUUAACAAUAAACAAUAUGUUGAACAAC
Messenger RNA from Lymnaea stagnalis (great pond snail), 37678 nucleotides. NCBI's taxonomy places the organism in Eukaryota, Metazoa, Mollusca, Gastropoda, Lymnaeidae. The record is from the annotation of a GenBank genome assembly.